AUGGCUUCUUCAUCGAAACCCAAAAGUAUUUACGACGUCUUCUUGAAUUUUAGAGGUUCAGACCUGCGCAACAACUUCCUCAGUCAUCUCUACAAAGCUUUAAACCAGAAUGGAAUAUACACUUUUAUUGAUCGCGAGGAAAUGAGGAAGGGAGACCAAAUAUCGGCGGCGCUUACGAAAGCCAUUGAGCAAUCGUGUAUUUGCUUGGAAGAGGCGGCAAAGAUUAUGGAAUGCAAGGAGCAAAAUGACCUGACCGUUCUACCGGUUUUUUAUAAAGUGGAUCCAAGAGAAGUGAGAGGGGGAAAAGGGAGGUAUGGGAAAGCUCUGGCUAAGCAUGAGUCCAAGUUUGGGAAGGAUUCGGAGAAAGUGAAGAGAUGGAAGAAAGCCCUUUUCAACGUCGGUAACUUGUCCGGGUGGCAUUUGGAUGAUGGGUAAGUUGAGUGGAGUUCAUAUUUUGCGCAAGAAACCAAAAUUUACAAGUAGGUAUAAAGACUGUUUGUUAAAAAGAAUGAAUGAAUCGACACACUUGAUUGCAUCUAUAAAA
This is a messenger RNA of Rhodamnia argentea, 544 nucleotides long. Its product is annotated as TMV resistance protein N-like. Gene Ontology annotation, biological process: signal transduction. The record is from RefSeq and is a predicted model, not a curated record. The transcript is spliced from 2 exons. Bases 1 to 435 code for a protein of 144 amino acids. Lineage: Eukaryota; Viridiplantae; Streptophyta; Magnoliopsida; Myrtales; Myrtaceae.